Messenger RNA from Monodelphis domestica (gray short-tailed opossum), 2213 nucleotides. It is a transcript of the gene HSD17B11, whose product is annotated as hydroxysteroid 17-beta dehydrogenase 11. Gene Ontology annotation, molecular function: steroid dehydrogenase activity; oxidoreductase activity, acting on the CH-OH group of donors, NAD or NADP as acceptor. Gene Ontology annotation, cellular component: lipid droplet. The record is from RefSeq and is a predicted model, not a curated record. Lineage: Eukaryota; Metazoa; Chordata; Mammalia; Didelphimorphia; Didelphidae.
AACCCUUGAAGCUCAGCAAAUGGGAGAGAGGAAGCUAUGCUCUCAUCAGGACUUUGUCCCCUCCCUGGCUAGAGAAGCUGGCUAGCGAUCGAGCAAGCACUCAUUCUGCAUUGUCACCCGAGCCAAUUGCAGCGGACCUAACAAAACCCUGCCCUGCGGAAGGAGCGGAAGGAACCGUUUCUCCGUCUUGUUUGUUUCUUUGAUUGGGGAACCUUAAUAGCCCAAGGCACUGAUCAGCUGAAAAUAGAGACGUACCUCCUUCUGUUAGCAGAAAAAAUGCACAUCCUUUUGGAUCUUCUGCUGCUGAUCCCCAUUCUGAUUUUCUCCACUGUAGAGUCUUUCGUGAAGCUUUUAAUUCCUAAGAAGAGAAAAUCAGUCAGUGGAGAAAUUGUACUUAUUACUGGCGCUGGACAUGGCAUUGGGAGACUCACCGCCUAUGAAUUUGCCAAACUUAAAAGCAAACUGGUUCUCUGGGAUAUCAAUAAGCAUGGCAUUGAGGAGACAGCUGCAGAGUGCAGAAAGUUGGGCGCAAGAGCUCAUGCCUACGUGGUAGACUGCAGUAACAGAGAAGAAAUCUACAAUUAUGCAAAGAAGGUGAAAACAGAAGUAGGAGAUGUUAGCAUCUUAGUGAAUAAUGCAGGUGUAGUCUACACAUCAGAUUUAUUUGCUACUCAAGACCCUCAGAUUGAAAAAACAUUUGAAGUCAAUGUUCUGGCUCAUUUUUGGACUACAAAAGCAUUCCUCCCCGCAAUGAUGAAGAAUAACCAUGGCCAUAUCAUAACAGUGGCUUCAGCUGGAGGACAUACAGUGGUCCCUUUCCUAUUGGCUUAUUGUUCAAGCAAAUUUGCUGCUGUUGGAUUUCACAGAGCUCUUACUGCAGAAAUGGCUGCUUUAGGAAAAAAUGGAAUCAAAACAUCCUGCCUCUGCCCUAAUUUCAUAAACACAGGCUUCAUCAAAAAUCCAAGCACCAGAUUUAUACCUACACUGGAGCCAGAGGAAGUAGUAAGCAAGCUCAUGAAAGGAAUACUAACUGAACAAAAAAUGAUUUUUGUUCCAUCUUCUUUAAGUGUUGUAAUAGUGCUGGAAAGAAUCUUUCCAGAGCGUUUCCUGAAUGCCAUGAGACGCAUCAUCAAUGUUAAAUUUGAUGCAGUGAUUGGAUUCAAAAACAAAGUCCAAUAAGUACAUUGGGCUUCUUUCCUGAAGAGGAUCUGAUGUUUGAGAUGCAGAUUACUUGAACAUUUGGGGAUUUCUAUUCUUCCAAUCCUUUUUCACUAGUAAUAAAAUUUGGGGAUUUCCAUUUUUCCAAUUCUUUUUCACUAGUAAUAAAAUUUUCUUGAACAACACUGAUUUUCAUUUGCCCCCAGGCAGUAAACCAAUCUCAAUCAGGUUCUGGAUGAUCUUGGGCAAUAUGGUGACUUGAAGGCAUGGAAGGAAGGCCCAUUUCCAGUGAUAGGAUAAUGCCCUCAUUAUUGCACCUUCGCAUCAUAGACCAUCUCAAGAAUGGUUCACAGCCUCCUCUGAUGUGUACAACAAUAGCUCUCAAAUCUUUAUACUUCAGUUGUAUGUGAGUUUCCUAACAGUUCAACAUUCUAGAAGAAAUGACUCCUUUUUCUACAUUAUCAUCCAAAACAUUUUUUAAUCAGACUGAUAAAAUCAAUGGUGUAGAGAGUUCUUAGUAAGCAAAGUUAUGGUAUUCUUGAGAAUCUACAACUAUUCUUCAAGAGUUUCCUGGGACACUGCAAGUUAGAGACUUAUCCAAGUUACUGAGGCAAUAACAUGUCAGAGAGUAAACUUGAACCCAAAUCUGUUGUGUCUCUAAUAAUUAAAAAAAAAAAAAAGAGCCAAGAGCUGCAUAGAUAUCUGAAUGAAGAUGAUUAUAGGGAUAUUUGGAAACAACUUCCUCUGGAACAAAAAUAGCAAUUCAGACAAUUUGUCACUCCCUCUUUUCCCUUAAAUAUAGCUUAUAUUUCUUUUUGCAAAGAGAGUUAAAUUAUGAGAAUAUUAAAAGGAAAUUUCUGUGGGGUAAAAACAAAAGGCAAUAAUAAAACUUUUUUUAAAAGAUCUUCUAUUCUAAUACCAAGUUUUCCUUCUCAAGUAUGAAACUAAAGAAACUAGAAAUGUAUUGUUAAAAUAAAAUAUCUCAGCAAUAAACUUUUGGACUUGAGGCAAGGAAUAUACUUACAAACAAUGACAAUAAAGGAAUUAAAUUUAAA